Babesia ovata is the source of this 1566-nucleotide messenger RNA. RefSeq lists its product as uncharacterized. Gene Ontology annotation, molecular function: protein binding. Lineage: Eukaryota; Apicomplexa; Aconoidasida; Piroplasmida; Babesiidae. The coding region runs from base 1 to 1566 and encodes 521 amino acids. The record is from RefSeq and is a predicted model, not a curated record. The transcript has a single exon.
AUGGCUAAAUCUGGCCCGGCGCGCCAGGAUUCUGGUGGCAGCACCGGAGACGUUGAGGACACCCGCGACAUGAAAAGCACCUCAGGGAGCAUGUCAGAGGAACUCAAUACCACUCAGGUGUCGUUUGCGAGCGCCAGGCGCACCAGUGGCGAGCACAUUGCGCACCAUCGCUCAAAGCACGUGGACGACCGCAAGCAGUGGAGCGCCAUCAAAUCGCUCAUGAAGAAGCUAAACACGCUAUCGGAGUCCUUCGGGGACGCAGGAUGGGGACCAGCCUACGAAAUAGCGUCCAAGCCGACCAGAAAGGGACCCACUAUGGGACUUUUCUUCGGACCGGCGAAGCGGCCUGAGAACUGCUCGCUCAUCAUGCAGACGCCGGACUCGAUGGAGCGCUACUCCUUCUACGGGAAGCUCAUGCAACACACCAGCUGCGCCCCGUACGCCAUUACAACGGUCACUUAUGGGCACGUGGUCGGUAUCGGAAGGUGUGGAUUAUGUGGAACGCAGUGCGGAAAGGUUGUCGUUUACAAACUGGAGACGUUUGAGCGCAUCUUCGUUUUCGACACACUGCUCUACUACGGCAAGGCAGAGCAGACGCAGGAGCAGGUGGAGGCACUUGCGGAAGACGAGGAGACUGUGCUUGCGCCGAACGCAUUCGAGAUCAAUGCCCUCAGGCUGGUCAAGACGUUCGAGAACUACUCGACCAUGCUGGUCGUGGGAAACCAGCUCGGUCACCUGCUUGUCAUUGAGCUGCCUUCCAUGAGGCUGCUCAACAUCAUAUAUUAUCCCAAACAUGGAGCGGCGCCGGCUCCCGAGACGCCGAACUCCACGGCUGAUGAACAAGCUGACAACGAGUAUGACGAAACGCCUAGGCAGCAGCGAAUCCAGAACGUAGUGGAAAUGGGAGAGCCCAGCCCCUACAUAUCGUGCCUCAAGGUACAGCCGAACGUGAAUGACGUCUGGGUGGGAUACGGUGACGGCACCUUUGCGGUGUUCACAAUACCGGCGGGCGUGUGCAAGAGGCACGUGCCAGCGGACUCAAUGGAGAAGGAAACUAACAGCAACGUGGAGAUCGAUGUCAGGUGGCAAAGGGUCAUGAGCAUCCAUUUCUCAGCCAUGCUGGACCUGGCGCUUGUGGUAUACGGCAACAUACGUGUGGAUGUUUGGGACACCCGCAAUUUCACAUUGCUGAAGUCGCUGCCGGCGUCAAUCCUCACGUGCGAUUCCAGUCUCAUAUCUUCCAUGAGGCUAUACGAAGGUUACGAGAAGAUGUGCAUCUUGUUCAUAGGCUCCAUGGAAGGAUCGCUCAUCAUGCGCAAGGUCGAGCGCCACCCGAGCAACGGGGUGUCGUGGUCGCUGCUGCUCAACCUGCUGUAUGACAUCAAGUUUAGCGCAUCGCCCAGCGACAAGCAGCAGGGCGCCAACGAGCUCGAGUCCAUUGACUUCAGGGGCGCUCCGAUAACCUGCAUAUACCCGCUCCUCUCCCACAACGCCGUUAUCGUGGGAAACGCCUGCGGGGCAAUGGUAGCGGCAUGGAACGUCCUGAAGCGGCUCCGGGGGAGGUGA